AACAGUUUUAGGGUUGCCGCUCUCUCCGAGUCUCGGGUUGACGACGACAUUCGAGCGCAGAAGUCGAUAUUCGAGCGCAUCUGUGUGUCUACACCAUCAACAGCGACAAAUCGCCAUAACACGAUGCCUCGAGUCGCCCAGGGCCCGCGCAGAAGCGGGAGCAGAAAUGUUUCGGGAUCACUGCUCGGCUCGCCAUUCAAAUCACCAAUAAAGAUUCCAUUAAAUGAUGACGCCCAAGAAAAAGCCGAGCGCUCAUACGGCCGCAAAGCCGCCUAUGAAGCCCAGAUUAACCAGCUCAAGGCGGCUGCGACGAGCACACCCCGCAGGUCAAGCUCAAACCUCAACGACCUAGAUCACGGCGGAUCGCCCAGCUCCAACCCUCGCACACCACGGCAACGUCGGAGUAAUGUCAUGGUUUUGGACGAAGACGAGCAGCUUGUGGUGGGCGGCAGGGCCGUUACGCCGCUCAAGAGGGUGCCCAUUCUGGCCAACUUUGAGGAGUGGAUGAAGAUGGCCACCGACAACAAGAUCAACGCCGCCAACUCGUGGAACUUUGCCCUGAUCGACUACUUUCACGACAUGUCGCUGCUCAAGGAGGGUGACGGCGUCAAUUUCCAAAAGGCCAGCUGCACCCUCGACGGCUGCGUCAAGAUCUACACGAGCAGAGUCGACAGCGUUGCCACCGAGACGGGGAAGCUGCUCAGCGGCCUGGCUGACAGCCGCGACAGCAAGAAGAGGGAUCGUGAGGGUGACGAGGAUGACGAGGAAGAAGAGGAAGUGGACGAGGACGGCAACGUGCGGAAGAAGCCCAAGAAGAAGGCCCAAAGGUCAUCAGAAGCUACUUUAGCGCCAUCGUUUGCAUCCCUGCAACUGAAGAAGCUCGAACUAGAGUUCGCCGUCGACCCUCUCUUCAAGAAGGCCUCUGCAGACUUUGACGAGGGCGGCGCAAAGGGACUUUUGCUGAACCAUCUGAUGAUUGACUCUCAGGGCCGCAUCGUCUUUGAUAGCAGCGACGACGCGGCUGACGCAGCCGAGGCUGCUUCCAAGUCGCGCCGGGGAGGCGACGGUGAGGAUCUAGAUGCCAUGGACAUUGAUAGCGAUGAUAUGCCCCAAGACCGUGAGGAGACGCCUACGCCCGAGGCAGUAGAAGAGGAUGAGGAUGUCGAGAUUGACGUCGCCGGACUUGGAGCGAGAUUUUUCCCGGACUUGAGUCGCCUAGACAGCAUGGAUGUGUGUCCGUCUCUCAAGACCUUCGACCUCGGCGACCCGUCAGGCUCCCUGGAUAUCCCGUUUCUGCGGGCACCGGACGAUUGGCGCCAAGACCAGGACAAGGAGAAGACCCCUGGCGCGGACGGCAUUGGUGACAAGUCUGGUAUGUUCAUUGACGAGGAGAACCCGCUAGGGUUUGAGGACGAUGAUGGACUUGGGACCUUUGACUUGGGUGCCGAUGUCGACUUUGGCGAAGGCGGCGAGGCCUGGGCGCGUCAGGCUGCCAAGGACCCGCAGAUGAUACGCCCUUUUGAUGUCGGUCUGGGGUUAGGGGAUGGCGCAGGUACGGAAGGAGGAGACGACGGGGUUGACAUGAUGGACGUUGCGAACGGCGACUUUAUGGUAUCCAUGACACAUGCCCAAAAGGCCGACAAAAUGCACGAGGAUAUCCUCGGCUAUUUCGACCAGGCCCUUCAAAAGAACUGGACGAGUGCCGAGCACUGGAGGAUACGAAAGAUCAAGGACGUCAACAAGCCGACAGAGCCUACAAGACAACGCAAAGAGAAGCAGCCGUUCGAAAUCGACUUUGCGUCACCACUCGACCCGGCAGUCGCCGAGCUGAUUUACACUCAAGCCUCGAGUAAUUCAGCCAUCUCCAUGCCGAAGAAGGACUGGAAGUCCAAGUCGCGCAACCUCCUUCCCGACGACAAGCACUUCAGCUCCAAACAACUCCUAAACCUAUUCCUCAAGCCCAAGGCCCGCAUGGGGCGGCGGCGCAUGCUCGGCGGGGGCAGCCGGAUAGGCAAUAUGGACAACCAGCACCAGAACGACGUCGCCGAAGGCUUGAUGGACGAGGCCUUUUGGGCGUCACAAAAGCCGCCACAGCUUCACCCGGAUGACGGCGCCCCCGGACCCGACGACGACUCCACCCUGCCCCAGGGCGACUAUGACGCCAACUUCUUCCAAGACGACGGUUUACCCUUCCCCGGCGGCGGUGGUGGUGGUGGCGACGACGACGACGACAUGGACGAGUUUGCCGACGCGCGAGAGCACUUCUCGCCCGAGGCCGGCGGCGGACUGGGACCGGGCGGCAUAAUGAUGACCGACAUCGGCAUGACGGGCGCCUUCAACGGCCUGACGGUGACCAACCCGCACGACCUGGCGUUCGGGACCAUGCUCAUCACGCAGAACCGGCGCGUCAGGCCCGAGUACGUGCAGUACGCGCGCGUCGCGAAAAAGGUGGACGUCAGGCGGUUGAAGGAGGAGAUUUGGAAGGGGAUGGGGAUGGAUAAGUUGGAUGGCCCUGCACCUGCGCCGGAACAAGCAGCAGCAGCAGCAGAAGAAGAAGAGACAACAGGUGCAUCGACAGAACAGAAACAACAAGAGCAAGACCCCGUCCUCAAGUUCACCGACGUCAUGAACGGCCUGCAGCGCGUCUACCCGAAGCAGGUCAUGAACGACAUCUCUACCAGCUACUGCUUCAUCUGCCUGCUGCAUCUGGCCAACGAGAAGGGCCUGGUGAUUGAAAAGACGCCCGAGCUGGACGAGCUGCACAUUCGGAAGGACUGGUCGGCCGAGAUUGUGGAUGGGGGGGCUUGAUCGAGAUCUGCUUCCUUUUCUAUCCCCUGACUAUUUCCCUUUUUCUCUAUGUUCGGGAUAUAGAAGCCGCCUAUGUCGAGCUGGUGUUGGCUACCUUAUGUAUGCUCCCUUUUGUUUUCUUCUCUGGUCGGGAGUUGAUGAGCGAUGCGAACGGAAACACGUAUACAACGCAGCGUGAAUGAGGGUUGGUUCUUGUGAUGGGUGUAUUUGGUGCGUCUACGAUUAAUGAUACAUGCAUCGCCGUCUUGGCUUAUGUUGAAAAUUCUUCUCCGUCAUGAAGAUGGGGCGUACUUAGUAGACCU
This is a messenger RNA of Canariomyces notabilis, 3110 nucleotides long. Its product is annotated as barren. The transcript is spliced from 4 exons. NCBI's taxonomy places the organism in Eukaryota, Fungi, Ascomycota, Sordariomycetes, Sordariales, Chaetomiaceae. Gene Ontology annotation, biological process: mitotic chromosome condensation. The coding region runs from base 124 to 2808 and encodes 894 amino acids. Gene Ontology annotation, molecular function: chromatin binding. The record is from RefSeq and is a predicted model, not a curated record. Gene Ontology annotation, cellular component: condensin complex.